This is a messenger RNA of Lactuca sativa (garden lettuce), 1409 nucleotides long. Its product is annotated as sufE-like protein 1, chloroplastic/mitochondrial. Gene Ontology annotation, biological process: iron-sulfur cluster assembly. Gene Ontology annotation, cellular component: chloroplast. NCBI's taxonomy places the organism in Eukaryota, Viridiplantae, Streptophyta, Magnoliopsida, Asterales, Asteraceae. The record is from RefSeq and is a predicted model, not a curated record.
UGAUGGCCGGCCUAAAAGCUCUCUAUGACAAUUGAUGUCAAUUGUUCUGUCAUGAUUUUAGGGUUUUUGACCUUCAAAUUUAAAUUUGGUUAUCGGAUUUGGAUCAACUCUAGAAGGCUAUUAUGCACUAUGCUGACGUUUCAAGUCUGAACCAUACAAAAUCAACUUUCUAUCCCUGUGCUACACCUUACUCUCUAGUCAGCAUGUCUUUCUCCUCAUCUUUCCGUCUGUUCUUCCCCAAAUUCCCCACUUCUUCCCCAAUUUUCAAAUCCCUAAUUCCUCCUACUUUCCUACUUUCACCACCGAAGAAUCUUGUACCUAUCAAAACGAUAACAAUCCAAUCGAUACCCACAAGAUUAUCUCCCCCGAAUUCGACGUCACCGUCUUCAUCGGACCAAAACACCCUCCAACCCAUAGAAGAACUCCCCAAAAAGCUGCAAGAAAUCGUCAAUCUCUUCCAAUCCGUACAGGAUCCAAGAGCCAAAUACGAGCAGUUAUUAUUCUAUGGCAAAAAGCUUCAGCCCCUUGAAGACCAAUUCAAGACUAACGAAAACAAGGUCAUAGGUUGCGUUUCUCAGGUCUGGUUACGAGCCUAUUUCGAUUCCAGCAAUAAAAAUGUGAUUUUUGAAGCUGAUUCCGAUUCCGUACUCACUAAGGGUUUAGCAGCUUUACUGGUUCAAGGUCUGUCUGGUCACCCAGUUCAAGAAAUUUUAAGGGUUUCCCCCGAUUUCGUUGUUCAUUUGGGUUUGCAACAGAGUUUGACACCUUCUAGAAACAAUGGGUUUUUGAAUAUGUUGAAGUUAAUGCAAAAAAAGGCCUUGACUUUAUAUGUAGAAGCUGAGAAAGGGAUUGAAUCAUCAACCCAAAUUCAAACCCCCAUCAAAGAACUGGAAUCUGAUUCAAAAAUUGAGAAGCCUGUUGAGAAUUCGAAUAUUGAUGAAUCAAAAUCCGAUGGUGAUUCAAAAAGUGAGAACCCUAACGGUGUUUUGGGAAGUAGAGGACAGAGGAUAUCAGAGAUUUUAAAGAGGGAGCUUAAACCGAUCGAAUUGGAGGUCAAAGAUGUAUCAUAUCAGCAUGCUGGACAUGCAGGGGUGAGGGGUAGUAAUGGGGAGACACAUUUUAAUUUGAAAGUGGUUUCAAAGGAGUUCGAAGGGAAGAGUAUGGUUAAAAGGCAUCGACUUAUAUAUUCUUUAUUGGAAGAAGAGUUACAGAGUGGAUUACAUGCUUUAUCUAUCGAAGCCAAGACACCUAAUUAAGAUGGUGAAGUGCAUUCUUGAAAUGAGGUUAUACUUUUUGUUUUCCCUUUGAAUUGAUGUUCUUGCUAUGAAACUCACACACCUUUUUGCACAAGAUGUUUGAAAUACAUAAUAACAAUCUUCAUUGCUGUAAGUGGGAUAAGACUUGCAUUA